AUGAGGUGUUUGAUGGCGGCAAUGGCGGUGGUGGUAGGGGUGGUGAUGGUCGUCAUGGCGUCGCCGGCGGAGGGCGCGAGGGCGUUCUUCGUGUUCGGCGACUCGCUGGUGGACAACGGCAACAACAACUACCUCCUGACGAGCGCGCGCGCCGACAUGCCGCCGUACGGCAUCGACCACCCGACGCACCGCGCCACCGGCCGCUUCUCCAACGGCCUCAACAUCCCGGACAUCAUCAGCGAGCACCUCGGCGCCGAGCCGACGCUCCCGUACCUCAGCCCCAGCCUCCGCGGCUCCAAGCUGCUCGUCGGCGCCAACUUCGCCUCCGCCGGCGUCGGCAUCCUCAACGACACCGGCAUCCAGUUCGUGAACAUCGUGAGGAUGAGCAGGCAGCUGCAGUUCUUCGGCGAGUACCAGGACAGGCUGCGGGCGCUCGUCGGCGCGGCGAGGGCGCGGCGGAUCGUGAACGGCGCGCUCGUGCUCAUCACCCUCGGCGGCAACGACUUCGUGAACAACUACUACCUCGUCCCCUUCUCCCUCCGCUCCCGCCAGUUCACCCUCCCCGACUACGUCCGCUACCUCAUCUCCGAGUACAAGAAAAUCCUCCAGAGGCUGUACGACAUGGGGGCGAGGAGGGUGCUGGUGACGGGGACGGGGCCGCUGGGCUGCGCGCCGGCGGAGCGCGCGCUGCGGAGCCGGGACGGCGGGUGCGCGCCGCAGCUGAUGCGCGCGUCGGAGCUGUUCAACCCGCAGCUGUCGCGGGCGCUGGCGGAGAUGAACGCCCGCGUGGGGCGGCCCGGCACGUUCAUCGCCGCCAACUCGUUCCGCGUCCACUUCGACUUCAUCAGCGACCCGGCGGCGUACGGGUUCGCGACGGCGAGGGACGCGUGCUGCGGCCAGGGCCCCAACAAUGGCCUCGGGCUGUGCACGGCGGCGUCCAACCUCUGCGCCGACCGCGAUGCCUACGUCUUCUGGGACGCCUACCACCCCACGGAGAAGGCCAACCGCAUCAUCGUCAGCCAGUUCAUGAGGGGCUCGCUCGACUACGUCUCGCCGCUCAACCUCAGCGCCGCGCUGGAGAUCGACGCCACGGCGGAGGCGGCGAGGCGCCGGCAGAGGGCGGUGGCUAGGCUCGUCGGCGACAAGCCGCACGUGUAACUGCGGUGUGUGAUGUGUGACGUGCUCCGCGCAUGCAUGCAUGCAUGCAUGUGGCGUUGUUCGGUUGGUGCCGACGCGCGAGGGAAUUAAUUGGAAGGCUAAUAAUUUAGAUUUUGCUAAUCACAAUAUAAUCUUGGAUCAUUUGGUAAUUAUAGUUUUACAAAGUCACUUGCAUUUGUUUCUCCAGUAUAGUCUUCACAUUAUCGGACAUUUUUAUAUGUUGGGCCGGUUUGGGUCUCUUUAGGCAUCAGGGAAAUAGUUUUUAGCAUACGUGUGGAUAAUUCGUGUGUUUGUAUGCUAUGUAAAU
Molecule: messenger RNA, 1465 nt
Organism: Oryza brachyantha (malo sina)
Lineage: Eukaryota; Viridiplantae; Streptophyta; Magnoliopsida; Poales; Poaceae
Product: GDSL esterase/lipase At5g33370-like
Exons: 3
Coding region: 1-1158 (385 amino acids)
Molecular function (GO): hydrolase activity, acting on ester bonds
Source: RefSeq, a predicted model, not a curated record